Paramisgurnus dabryanus is the source of this 3746-nucleotide messenger RNA. Lineage: Eukaryota; Metazoa; Chordata; Actinopteri; Cypriniformes; Cobitidae. The record is from RefSeq and is a predicted model, not a curated record.
GCAGAUCCUGCAGACCACACUGAAGAUGUGUUCAGUUAAACUGGAGGACUGUGGGAACCUGAUGAUGGAGAUAAAAACAGAACCCACAGCAGAUGAAUAUGAAGACAAUCAUAAUGAUGCUCAGAAGUUUAUUCUCUCAGUAAACCGUACAUAGAUUUUCAAUGGAGGGUAAGAAAGCUCUCAGACUAUACAAAACAUCUUAAACUGUGUUCUGAAGAUGAACGGAGGUCUUACAAGUGUGGAACGACAUGAGGACGUGAAGAGUGAAUCAUGUUGUGAUGGAGAAAUAACGUCCUCAACAUCAGAAGAGCGACUGACAGCACAAACUCAAGAGAAGAAACUUCAUUCAGAAGAGCAAAGAGAGACGAAGAAGAAGCCGUUUAACUGUGAGCAAUGUGGGAAGGAUUUUGAUUUCUUAUUUCAGCUGAAAGGCCACAUGAAGGGACACAGUGGUGAAAAACCUUUCCACUGCAAUGAAUGUGGCAAUUACUACAGCAGCAAAAAAACUCUUGAUGUUCAUAAGAGAAUUCACAAAGAAGAGAAACUGUAUGAGUGUCCUCACUGUGAGAAGAGAUUUAACUACCAAUCCAAUCUGAAUAAACAUGUGUGUUUACACACCAAUGAGAGACCGUAUCAGUGCAGUCAAUGUGGAAAAACCUUCACGCAGUCAUGCUCUUUAAAGUCACACGAAAAAACACACUCUCAAGAGAGACUCUAUCCAUGUUCAUACUGUGAUAAACGUUUUAGGUUUAAAUCUCAUCUGAUAAUCCAUGAGAGAGUUCACACAGGAGAGAAACCUUACGUCUGCAGUGUUUGUAAGAAGGGUUUCAAUCAGCGUCAAAGUUUAGUGAGACACCAGAAAUCUCAUACAGGUGAAAAACCUUACAAAUGCUCUCAGUGUGACAAGACGUUUACUCAAUCAAACUACUUAAAAAUCCAUGAGAGACUUCAUUCUGGAGAGAAACCUUACGUCUGCUCUCAAUGUGGAAAAAGCUUCUCUGAUCCAUCUCGUUUUAGAGUUCAUCAGAGACUUCACACAGGAGAAAAACCUUACGUCUGCUCUUACUGUGGUUAUAGGUUCUCUGAACUAUGUAAUUUGAGAGUUCAUCAGAGACUUCACACUGGAAAGAAGAAACUUCAUCACUGCAGUGUUUGUGGGAAGAGUUUUAAUCGGCGUGAAGAUUUAGUGACACACCAGAGAACCCAUACAGACGUGAAGAGUGAAUCAUGUUGUGAUGGAGAAAUAACGUCCUCAACAUCAGAAGAGCGACUGACAGCACAAACUCAAGAGAAGAAACUUCAUUCAGAAGAGCAAAGAGAGACGAAGAAGAAGCCGUUUAACUGUGAGCAAUGUGGGAAGGAUUUUGAUUUCUUAUUUCAGCUGAAAAGCCACAUGAAGGGACACAGUGGUGAAAAACCUUUCUACUGCAAUGAAUGUGGCAAAUACUACAGCAGCAAAAAAACUCUUGAUGUUCAUCAGAGACUUCACAAAGAAGAGAAACUGUAUGAGUGUCCUCACUGUGAGAAGAGAUUCAACUACCAAUCCAAUCUGAAGAGACAUGUGUGUUCACACACCAAUGAGAGACCGUAUCAGUGCAGUCAAUGUGGAAAAACCUUCACACAGUCUUGCUCUUUAAAGUCACAUGAAAAAACACACUCUCAAGAGAAACUCUAUCCAUGUUCAUACUGUGAUAAACGUUUCAGUGAUAAAUCUAAUCUGAUAACCCAUGAGAGAGUUCACACAGGAGAGAAACCUUACGUCUGCAGUGUUUGUAAGAAGGGUUUCAAUCAGCGUCAAAGUUUAGUGAGACACCAGAGAACUCAUACAGGUAAAAAACCUUACAAAUGCUCUCAGUGUGACAAGACGUUUACUCAAUCAAACUACUUAAAAAUCCAUGAGAGACUUCAUUCUGGAGAGAAACCUUACGUCUGCUCUCAAUGUGGAAAAAGCUUCUCUGAUCCAUCUCGUUUUAGAGUUCAUCAGAGAGUUCACACAGGAGAGAAACCUUACGUCUUUUCUUACUGUGGUUAUAGGUUCUCUGAACUGUGUAAUUUGAGAGUUCAUCAAAGACUUCACACUGGAAAGAAGAAACUUCAUCACUGCAGUGUUUGUGGGAAGAGUUUUAAUCGGCGUGAAGAUUUAGUGACACACCAGAGAUCUCAUACAGGUGAAAAACCUUACAAAUGCGCUCAGUGUGAAAAGACAUUUUCUUCGUUGAAUUACUUAAAAGUACACGAGAGACUUCACACUGGAGUUAAACCUUAUGUCUGCUCUUACUGUGGAAAAAGCUUCUUUGAUCCAUCUAAUUUCAGAGUUCAUCAGAGAAUUCACACUGGAGCGAAGAAACCUCAUCACUGCAGUGUUUGUGGGAAGAGUUUUAAUCGGCGUCAAAGUUUAGUGAGACACCAGAGAACUCAUACAGGUGAAAAACCUUACAAAUGCUCUCAGUGUGAAAAGACAUUUACUUGGUUGAGUUCCUUAAAAAGCCAUGAGAGACGUCAUUCUUCAGCUUCUCUGAUCAAUCUCAUUUCAUAGUUUAUUAAAGAGUUCACACGAGAGAGAAACUUUACCUGUGCAGUGUUUGUGAGAAGAGUUUUGAAGGAGUCGUAUGACUCGAUUUCAGGUUUUCCUUUGUUUUUAGAAUGUUAAAAGAUUUCUGUGCAUAAAGAAGAUCUAUAAAGUUGCAAAGUUAAAGUUUUUAAACCCAAAAAGAUCUUUUUAAAAGUGAAGCCUCACCAACACCUUUAUAAACGGCUUAUUCAAACACACCCCUGCAGUUGGAUGCCAUACUGAGAUUUGCAUAACACCGCCCUAAUGUAUACGCAAAGAUAGAGGCUGUAAGCUUCAUUCGCACUGUAGUAUUGUUGCCAGGUCCGGUUCUAGAUAUUUGGAGGCCCCCCACACCCCUCUAAUUUUCAGAAUAAUCUGAGAAGUGUUUUUGUACCCUGUAAGAAAUCAUUUAAGCACUACAGUGAUUAAACAUGUUUUCCCCAUUACUUUUCUGUUUUAUCAAGUUAACACAUGUAUGUAAAAAUUUGAUUAGAAAUUAUGCAUGACUACAUGUGUUAAACAUUUUAAGGCAGGUCAAAGUUGUUGUUGUUGAUCCAGUAUUUAUUUAAAACGCCACCUUUUUGGGAUAACACAGGAAAACAGUUUUGCUUUCUCCAAAGAGUAAGAUUAAAAAGACAACACUAAAAACCCUAACUGUAAAAAAAACUACAGAUGAACACCUACUAGAAAACCUUAUUUUAUGCUAGCUGGGUUUGAAGAGGAAGUUUUAUGAGACCAAUGGUUUGAUCUUAUUUUUGACCAUCAAACACAGAUGCAUAAGAGGGAAUCCUUAGCAGGGAUGUAGCCCAGAUCAGUGGUCUGCGGGAAAGACUGAUGUCUGCUGGUGCAACUGGGCCUCACGUCCGAAUCUUUCUAAACAAAUGUUCAAAUAGACACUAUACUAAUCGACUGCAGAUUUAAAAAUUAUACAUUAUAUAUUCUCGACUGAACUCAUCUUAAUAAGCACCUAUUUUAAGAUUCAUGUUUUUAAACAUCCUUUUGUGUGUAGGUGUGUAUUAGUACAUGUUAACAAUAUUCAAAAAGUACAUACCCCAAAGAAAAUGUCUCCAACGUUCUACUACAAAAAACACUCGGAUUGUAGGCAACAGUUUACUUCCUGGGAUUGGUGACGUAGACAAGACUAACAUUAUCAUAAUUCAGCCCUCUGUGAUUUGCUUGGUACGCCCCCAAAAAU